This is a messenger RNA of Temnothorax curvispinosus, 1323 nucleotides long. Its product is annotated as odorant receptor 22c-like. Gene Ontology annotation, molecular function: odorant binding; olfactory receptor activity. The coding region runs from base 100 to 1266 and encodes 388 amino acids. The transcript is spliced from 6 exons. Lineage: Eukaryota; Metazoa; Arthropoda; Insecta; Hymenoptera; Formicidae. Gene Ontology annotation, biological process: detection of chemical stimulus involved in sensory perception of smell; sensory perception of smell. The record is from RefSeq and is a predicted model, not a curated record. Gene Ontology annotation, cellular component: plasma membrane.
UUUGCGAGUAGCGUUGCUCGUAAGAUAAUCGUUUCGCUUUUGACGAGGAAACGUCGCGGUGCACCGCGACCACCGCGGUGGUCCGAUUCGGUAAGGAUAAUGCGCGCAACUUCCAUCAGCACUUCCGUCGAGAUCGGCCUCAGAUUCGUUGGGAUAUGGCCCGGUUUACCGUAUGGAACCGUCAUUUGGCUCGCGUAUAUGACGUGCUUGGUGUUGGCGCUGUAUUUUGAGUACGUGUACAUUUUCGAUCAUUUCGAGAUCAACAAAAUCUCGGAUCUCAUCGAUGCGCUUAGUACCACGUUGUCGGCCAGCUUCGGCGGCCUAAAGCUGAUAUCUCUCUGGUCGAACCGCAGGAUAUUUUAUGAUAUUCUGCUGGCGAUGGAAGAACACUGGAACAACGUCGAUAUUUACGAUAAAUCGGUAUCGUAUAUCAUGUCGGGCAAUGCCGAUCUGUCGCGCCGUUGCUCGAACGUGUUGAUCAGCAUUAACGCCGCGACCGCAACUUGCUACUGCAUGAUUACUCUUGUGCGUCGUGAGACCGAAUUUAACGAGGAUCUCAACAUUAGCUUGAGAGUACUGCCUGUACAAAUGGAAUUUCCUUUCGAAGUUGACGCGUCUCCCCUCUUCGAACUUUUAGCGCUUGUUCAGAUUUUUUAUGCAGUGUCGAUAGCCUCUUUAGUCGCUAUGAUAAAUUGCUUGAUCAUCACGUUGGUGCUUCACGUGAGCGGACAGAUCGAUAUUCUUUGUCGAGAAUUACUGACAAUUUGCGGCAAUAAAACUUCACAGCGCUUUUCGAUCGUUGCAAGUGUCAGACUCCUGAUAAGUCGACACCAAGGAAUAAUAAUGCUUUCGGACAAUAUUGAAGAGCUCUAUUCCGAGAUUGCUCUGAUGCAGUUUCUGUCGAAUACCGUGGUCAUGUGUUGCAUCGGUUUCACCUUCAUAGGGUCUCUCGAUAAAGACGGAGCUAGCGUGUUAAUGUUGAAAUCCGCUAUGUAUUACGUCUCCGUAACGUUGGAAGCCUUUAUCUUUUGUUUCGCUGGAGAAUACCUCAGCGCCAAGAGCAAAUCGAUUGGGGAUGCAGUCUACGAGGCGCUUUGGUAUAACAUGCCACCUGCCAAAUGUCGGAUUCUAUUAUUUGUGAUAUUAAGAUCGCAGAAAAGAUUGACAAUCACUGCUGGAAAGAUCAUGGAUCUUUCGCUUAAAGAUUUUACAAGUGUGAUGAAAGCAUCCGCUUCGUACAUGUCGGUGCUGCACGCGAUGUAUUAGCCGAGAUCAGUUACUUGUGCCAAGCGCAUCCAUCGUGAUUACUGACUAUGUUGGACA